Metarhizium album ARSEF 1941 is the source of this 2037-nucleotide messenger RNA. RefSeq names its product WD domain and F-box domain containing protein. Gene Ontology annotation, molecular function: histone binding. NCBI's taxonomy places the organism in Eukaryota, Fungi, Ascomycota, Sordariomycetes, Hypocreales, Clavicipitaceae. The record is from RefSeq and is a predicted model, not a curated record. Bases 1 to 2037 code for a protein of 678 amino acids. Gene Ontology annotation, cellular component: Set1C/COMPASS complex. The transcript is spliced from 5 exons.
AUGGAUGGCUAUAAUCGACCCGUUGGCUUCUCCGAGAGAAGGGGGAGCAUCCUGACCGAGGAGUUGGCGCUCAAUACUGGGAAUGCUGCCAUGAGCAGCCCCAGGAUAGAAAAGCUGCCACAGCAACACGCUCGACCGAUCAGAGGACCCCCGACCCCGAGCAUACCCACGCCGGCGACCGACUUUGACCAGCAGCUGACGGGCUCACCACCACCGCCUCCCACGCCGGCGGCAUCUCCUGGCCCAGCGCAAUGCCAGCCGGAUUGGAGCGAUGCCGCAGAUGAUGAGGACUUCUUUCUCGCCAAGGUUCGCCAGCAUUUUAAGAAUUGCUCAGGUCCUCAGCGGACGAGGGUGCUGGCUGACUUGCUCAACCUCUGCACCAGCCAACAGCUGAGUUUUGUCCAUCAGUUUGUCAGUCCGCUUCUCAAAAAGGACCCUUUCACCAGCCUACCGGACGAAUUAUGCUUGAGGAUUUUGUCCUUUAUUGACGACCCCAAAGUUUUGGCUCGAGCCUCGCAAGUAUCGAAACGAUGGCGAGACCUUCUCAGUGACGAUAUGACAUGGAAGAAUCUCUGCGUCAAACACGACUAUGACCGUCGCCUAUCCGAAAUCAAUACCCCUUCAGCCGGCUUACCAAUGAAGUCGGUUGCUCAUUCUCUGGCAAGUGCCGAUCACGACAUGGUGACCAGCAGCAGUUUCCCCGGCUCGUGUCCGCUUUCCGGGCGUGGCUCUGGCGCUAGAAGCUACGACGGCACCCACAGGCUGCGACCCAAACUGCGAUCGUACAAGUCUCACUUCAAACAACGAUAUUUGGUGGAGGCCGCUUGGAGGUCCGGCGGCACCAGUGUUCACAGAAACGUCACUCAAGAAGGCGGCGUCGUUACCAGCCUGCAUCUGACUCCAAAAUAUAUCAUUGUGGCUCUGGAUAAUGCCAGGAUUCAUGUAUUUGAUACCAAUGGGGACUCUCAGCGCACCCUACAAGGGCAUGUGAUGGGCGUCUGGGCCAUGGUACCAUGGGAAGAUACCAUGGUCAGUGGUGGUUGUGACCGUGAUGUUCGCGUCUGGGACCUGAAGACGGGUGCUUGCCUACUCACAUUGCGAGGCCAUACCUCUACGGUCAGAUGCCUCAAAAUGGCCGAUGCAAACACGGCAAUUUCUGGCUCUCGUGAUACGACCCUUCGCAUCUGGGACAUAAAGACGGGAUUGUGCCGAAACGUACUAGUUGGACACCAGUCCAGCGUGCGCUGCUUAGAAAUCAAGGGCGACAUCGUUGUGUCUGGCAGCUAUGACACCUUUGCAAGGGUGUGGAGCAUUUCGGAAGGACGAUGCCUCCAGACAUUGCAAGGCCACUUCAGUCAGAUCUACGCCAUCGCUUUUGAUGGCAGAAGAGUAGUCACUGGCAGUUUGGACACCAACGUCAGAGUUUGGGAUCCAACUACUGGCGAAUGUCUUGCCAUUCUUCAAGGUCACACAUCUCUGGUUGGGCAGCUGCAAAUGCGCGGAGAUACUCUUGUCACCGGAGGGUCUGAUGGGUCCGUUCGGGUCUGGUCACUGGAGAGAAUGUGUCCCAUCCAUCGCCUUGCAGCUCAUGACAACAGCGUGACUAGUUUACAGUUCGACGACACCAGAGUUGUCAGUGGUGGAAGUGAUGGCCGUGUGAAGAUUUGGGACCUCAAAACGGGUCAUCUUGUCCGAGAGCUUAUUGCUCAGGGAGAAGCAGUCUGGAGGGUUGCAUUUGAAGACGAAAAAUGCGUCGCCUUGGCCUUGAGACAGGGCCGCACUGUGAUGGAGGUUUGGUCGUUUUCGCCACCCGAGGAACAGCUCUACGACCGCCCGCUUUCCCUUCAGCAGCGCCUUCUCGAGGACUCCAACAGACCUUUGAGCGCCAUGGCUCUCGACUACAAGGCUGGAGACCCAGUCGUAGCAGGUCCAAGCCGCGAGAACCAAGAUGUUGACAUGCAAGACGCCGGCCCUGCUGCAGGCCCAUCUACCGCAUCAUUACAGGACCGAAACAAGACCUUUUUCCAUGACGACUAG